UAUUUCUUUUAAUACAACAAUUGCUAAUAUUGCAUUAAAAGUUUCUGCACUACAAGGCCCUUGUAUAGAAAUUGCCAGCACAGGAGAAUAUGCAAACGGAAGCAUGUUUACGGUAUCUAAAAUUGCUUCUGCUGAACUACUUUGCCUUAGUGAUGUAGCAGGUGUUCAAGACACUAGAGGAAGUUUGGUUUGGUUUCUUUCUCCUCAAAGAUAG
Messenger RNA from Racocetra persica, 214 nucleotides. The record is from the annotation of a GenBank genome assembly. Lineage: Eukaryota; Fungi; Glomeromycota; Glomeromycetes; Diversisporales; Gigasporaceae.